UUGUAUGCGUCAAGCUUGGUUGUUUCUGUGCAACAUUUAUAAUAAUAUAUUACCAUAAAAUAGGCCAUUCACCAGCGUAGGACACCCCACCACGUAUCACUUGACUUGAAAUAUAUUUAAUGAGAGGACACUAGUGUUUCCGUGGACUGUACAGGAUCUUGUUUAGGUGACGCAUAUGUCACAGUCAGCGCAGCCCGGCGCGAUGCCCUCGGCCCCGGAUUCCCCGUCUCUGAGCGUCACCGUGAGCGGGAAUGUGCAGAAAUACAACAUCAAGAAGAAAAAGGUCCUAAACGCGGAGGAGACUGAGCUGUUCGAGCUCACUCAGGCUGCUGGGGUAGUCAUUGAUCAAGAGGUUUUCAAGAUCAUAGUGGACCUGUUAAAGAUGAACGUUGCACCUCUGGCAGUCUUUCAGACCCUAAAGACCAUGUGUGCGGGACAGAAGGUCUCUGAAACAUCCACCAGUGACACAUCCACAGCAUCCCACACUGCCACUGCACCUUCUGAGUCUAGAGAAGAGGAGGGUGUGGUCUCAGGAAAGAGUGCUAAAACUGCAGCCCCUCCCUCUGCAUCUGUGCCCCGCCCACCUAGGGGAGGGGCUAAGAUAGUGGUCUACAGUGCGGGUGACACGAGUGCUCCCGUCUCUCAAGUACGCAGUAAAACAAGUUCAGGUCAAGGGGAGAAAUCUGCAAGAGAUGGUUCUAGCCAGCGCGUGCCACGGCAGGUCAGCGCCACCAGGGGGCAGAAGAGCGCCAAGAGCUCAGGCAGCAGCAGCUCGUCUUCUCAGCUCACUUCCAACUGAAGUUCUACACCAAUUAAACAACACAUACCAAACUUGCUCGAACUAAACUCUUGUAGAAUCGGAAGAAACUCUUUCACUGUUAACAAAACUAGUUUAGGGAUCUCCCUAGAUAUCGUCAGUGUUUCACUUGAAGACCUCUUUGCAUCAAGUUUGCAUCUUGCCCAGAGAGACUAUAGCUGAAGUAUGCCAUAUUUACCACGGGUUUAGUUUACACAUUCACACCCAAACCAUUUGAGAAAAACACAGAUAAUCUUUUGCUUUCUUUAAACCAUCCGCUUUUACAAUUCGACAACUUCAGGCUGCUGUGAACCACAUCUGUUUUAAACUGUUUAUGUGUAAGACAUUCAAAAUAGUCUUGAUAAACGUUGACGUCUAGAUGGAUAUCAUUGUCUAUUAUAAUUUGUGAAAUGUUCUUUUAUAUAUAUCUAUGUAUGUAUGUAUGUAUGUAUUUCUUUUUGUUUCCUUUUGUCCUUUUUUCAAGUGUAUCUCCAAUUUUAAGUAAAAUGUAAUGAAAAUUCUCAGUUAAUGUUACUGGUUUGAUUUCUAGAUUAGAGCUAAAAUAUAAGCAUUAAAUUAUGCGGUUACUUUGACUAUGA
Carassius gibelio (silver crucian carp) is the source of this 1395-nucleotide messenger RNA. It is a transcript of the gene mzt2b, whose product is annotated as mitotic spindle organizing protein 2B. The transcript has 5 exons. Bases 176 to 799 code for a protein of 207 amino acids. The record is from RefSeq and is a predicted model, not a curated record. NCBI's taxonomy places the organism in Eukaryota, Metazoa, Chordata, Actinopteri, Cypriniformes, Cyprinidae. Gene Ontology annotation, cellular component: centrosome; spindle.